Messenger RNA from Labrus mixtus (cuckoo wrasse), 3195 nucleotides. It is a transcript of the gene homer2, whose product is annotated as homer scaffold protein 2. The transcript is spliced from 9 exons. Gene Ontology annotation, biological process: G protein-coupled glutamate receptor signaling pathway; regulation of store-operated calcium entry. Bases 476 to 1540 code for a protein of 354 amino acids. Gene Ontology annotation, molecular function: G protein-coupled glutamate receptor binding. Gene Ontology annotation, cellular component: plasma membrane; postsynaptic density; cytoplasm. Lineage: Eukaryota; Metazoa; Chordata; Actinopteri; Labriformes; Labridae. The record is from RefSeq and is a predicted model, not a curated record.
UUCAGUGAAACACAAUCCCAUUGGGGAGGAAGAAACUAUGCGCAGCCAGCCAGCGAGCGAGCGAGCGAGCAAGCAGUGAAACGCAAACAUUAACUUAAUUCAUCAGCGCCGAUUGUUUGAAGGCGUCGCGGAGGGAGUCAACCCGAUGUGGGAUUAAUUGUUCUGUGUGUCUAAAGAGGAAAAACAAACAAGCAAAGAGAAAAAACUUCCUGACACCAACGGGUUUUUUUUUUUUUGUGAGACUGGAGCUUGACAACCCGGUGAAUCGAGUUUACGAAGAAGUGCUCUCACAUAUCAGUUGUCUCUCUCAGCAGCAAGAGGACUUACUCGAAGCUGGUGGACGGGGAAUUAACUCUGUGGACUCGCUAAUAAACUGUGGACUUUGCCUGCGCUUUAAAAAAAAAAUUAUUUCCCACUCAAGCUGCUGCCGAUAGCGCCUUCACAUUAAUACGAGUUGUUCCUCAAGUCCGCGGCAAUGGGGGAGCAGCCGAUCUACACCACAAGGGCCCACGUCUUCCAAAUCGACCCGACCACCAAGAAGAACUGGGUCCCUGCUAGCAAGCAGGCCGUCACUGUCUCUUAUUUUUACGACAGCACACGUAACAGCUACCGCAUCAUCAGCGUGGAUGGAACCAAGGUUAUCAUCAACAGCACCAUCACACCCAACAUGACGUUCACCAAGACGUCUCAGAAGUUUGGCCAGUGGGCGGACAGCAGGGCCAACACUGUGUUUGGACUGGGCUUCUCCUCAGAGCAGCAACUGGCAAAGUUUGCUGAGAAGUUCCAGGAGGUGAAAGAAUCAGCCAAGCUAGCGCGGGACAAAUCUCAAGAGAAGGGGGAGACGUUGAGCAAUCACUCAGAGGAGUCUGGACGUGAGACGCCCUCGACCAACCAGGCGUCGAGCAUUAAUGGGACGGAUGAUGAGAAAAUCUAUCAUGUCGGUCCGGAGGCUACUGUGCUCAAGAGCGAGAACGAUCGCCUCAAGAGUGCAGUGGAUCUGAGCAACACCAACGCCAAGAAGUGGGAAACGGAGCUGCAGACCCUAAGAGACAAUAACGCCCGGCUGGUGGACGCGUUGCAGGAGUCCUCUGCUAAUGUAGAGAGCUGGAAGAAACAACUUAGUGUCUGCAAGGAAGAGAGUGACACACUCAGGGGAAAGAUUGCAGAGCUAGAAGCCCAGUGUGCUGAGGCUGAUCAGGAGAAGCAGAAAAACGCCCAGCUGAGUGUGCGAGUGCAGGAGCUGGAGGCUGAGCUGAACGACAAAGAGCAGGAGCUGGAGAAUCUGAGGAAGCAGGCAGAGAUAAUCCCUCAGCUCAUGGCAGAGUGCGAGUGCAUCACCGCAAAACUGAAGGCUGCAGAGACGAAGAACGGUGAGCUGGAAGGCCGGAUAGGCGGUCUGCAGGUUGACAUCGACGACAGCCAACAGAAGCAGGGCCAAAUGAAGGGCGAGCUGAAGAAGUUCAUGGAUAUCCUGGAUGGAAAGAUCGACGAGCUGCAUGAGUUUAGGCAGGGGCUCUCCAAGCUAGGCGUUGAUAACUGAGAAAAGUGGCACUGAGUUGAAAGGGUCAAGAGGUCAGGUAUGAAAUGAUUCACUACAGUUUGUCUUCGGGGCAGAAACUAUGUGGCACCCACUCCCCCCAGGUGAUGCCCACUCAGAAACUAUCAGCUUUGGCUUCUAAUAAACACUACCAUGUGAGAAAGAGAGGGAGAGGGAGAUACUGGCAGAAGGAAGGCCAGAAUGCUACACCAAAUAAAUGGCUCUAUUUUUUUUGCGCACUGGCAUUCUGAAACUUUAUCAAGAGUCACACUUUGAGCUUACUGGUCUGUUUCUUGGGUGGGAAUGGCUUUCAAAAGCUGGUGGUGGGUUCUUAGAUUCUGUCCAUCUCUACGGGCAGUCUGAUUUUAGGGUAGUAGAGGGGACUUAAAGGGCUAAAAUGAAUAACACACAAAGACAAUGCUGUUCAGCAUCCAUCGAGUAAUAAUCGGUGUUAAUCCUUGUGGCCCCCAAAGAGAAUUAGAAAUCUUUCUACCGACUGUCCUCUCUGUUGCCUCCCGUCUAUCUCAGGUGUGUUAGGAGACAGUUUGUACUCAUUAGAUUAUAUGCACAUACAUGACAACCGGCCGUGACACAAAGUGCCUCCAGGUGAGUCUAAACCCACCUGGCAAGGAGAACUGGCCAAGUGAUGACCAUCACCAUAAUGAUAACUUGAUUUUUGUGAGAAAAAAACCACUCACUAAUGCAUCGAGGUGCCGCAGAGACCACCCUGAGGAUGCAGAUGUGGUUUGUGGAUGUGAAACAGGUGUUUACUGAAAACACCCAAAGGAGACAGUCCUUCUCAGAGUAGUUUUUGUGCAAACACCUUUUUGAUUAUAAUUGCAUAAAAAAAGGAAAACUCUCGUCUCAGGAGCUUUCCAUCAGAAACAUCCAAAACUAUGAAAAAUACUAUGAUAGGAAUUGAUUUUGCCAUGUGUGUAGUGUGGUGUUCAAGGGACUCUGUGUGUGCAAUAGUAUUGUUGUCCAUUUGUAGAACAAAGACAUGAAUCCAAGGCUGUUUCUGUGCUUCCUAACACAGCGGUUUUUGUUAUGGUGGUGGUUAUUUUGGGUUGAGGGGAACUAGUGCUGCUCAACAGGUGAACAAUGUGAAAGUGUACUUCACUGAAAAGAUGGCAUGGGCCUUUUUCACUGCUAACCUGUCAGAUUCUUAUUUUUUGUUUUACAUAUUUAUUUAUUUUUGGUGCCUCUCUGCCGUUAGUGUUUCUAGAAAAAAAAACCAAGUUAAUCAACCUUAACCUUAUGUCUCUAUAAAUGUACAAUAAUAUAUAUAAAAAAUACCAAACUGUCAGAAUUCAGAGGUUGUGUUUGCAGAAUGAUGUAAUGCUGCUUUUGGGAAAUCCAUCUUUAAUCAUGGUACAUUUAAGGUCACAGGCUCAUUUGGUAGUGGCAUAAUUGCUGGGUUAUACUAUGAUGUUCUAAGCAUAUUUUUUCAUCACUGUUUUGAUCUUGUUAACAUGGAGAUAUUUACGAACUGACUCGUUGCUUCUCUCUGUUUAGCCCUCCUGUUCAUAAGUCACCCGAACCUGAUAACACAACGUAUGAUCCUUCCUUUUGAACCAAUGCCUCUUGUGCACUUUUGUGACUCCUGUUCAAUAUUGUAAAAUAGAACUGACAAUUGUUAAAAUUUAGUUUAAUUACAA